Molecule: messenger RNA, 834 nt
Organism: Erythranthe guttata (spotted monkey flower)
Lineage: Eukaryota; Viridiplantae; Streptophyta; Magnoliopsida; Lamiales; Phrymaceae
Product: protein BIG GRAIN 1-like E
Biological process (GO): auxin-activated signaling pathway
Source: RefSeq, a predicted model, not a curated record
AUGCUUUCAUCAAACCCUAACAAGAACUCACUCCAAUGGAGGAAAAACUCCGGGGAGCUCGACGUUUUCGAGGCGGCAAAGUACUUCUCCGCGGCCAACGAAAACGAGCAAAAUUCAGACAACGUCCUUAGCGGAACGAAUCUUUCUCAGGCAAUCAUCGUCAGAGAAGACAGACAGAAUAUUCUCCGACGAUCCCGAUUGAGCCUGGAUUUGAUGCCGAACGACAAUCCAAUCUCUCAUCAAAAGAUGAUCGUGAAAGAGAGACAUCAGCCAACUUCUCCAGGUGGCAAGCUGGCUAGUUUCUUGAAUUCCCUCUUCAACCAACGACACUAUUCGAAGACGACGAAGAAAAAGAACAACAAGUCGAAACCCGAAAAAGAUUUCGAUGACGAAAAUACCCCUGGUGGAGGGAGAAGGAAAAGAAGAAGCAGCAUUAGCCAUUUCAUAAGAAUCACAAGUAGCAACAACAAUAAUAAUCACACAACUUAUCCGAAUACUCCGGCAAAACAGGUUAUUAUCUCCUUGCCUAAAAACACCGGGAACUCGAACCUGAAUCCCGCGUCGAUGGAUUACGAGUGCGUCAAAGAGAAAUCCAGGUUCAGUAACGGCGUUUUCUCCGACAAAAUAUCGAGAAACGGGAGUUUCGGAUUUUCGAGUAAUAAAGAUGAUUAUGAAGGUGCAGAGAGUGAUUCCAGCUCGGAUUUAUUCGAUUUACCGAAUCACGAACUGGAUUUCGGCUCAAGUGAUCUGCCUGUUUACGAAACAACACGUGUGAACAUAAUCAGGAUUGCUAAACCGAUUUCCAGGGCUACUACUACUACUACUGCAGUUUAG